Molecule: messenger RNA, 408 nt
Organism: Suillus paluster
Lineage: Eukaryota; Fungi; Basidiomycota; Agaricomycetes; Boletales; Suillaceae
Exons: 3
Coding region: 1-408 (135 amino acids)
Source: RefSeq, a predicted model, not a curated record
AUGUGUCUGAGGCUCAGAUUCAGCAUGGAGGUGUGUCUCAAGGAGAUGCCAGACAAGGUGCAGAGUGCCUGGACCUCUGUGAGCAGUUUGAGCUCCUUGAACACCACCAUUGAUGUUGGACCAGCUGGUGACACUGCUGCCAACACUGUGGUACCUAACGCGACUCCAGGCACUGUGACUCCAGCCAUUGCCACUACAACGGCUCAUGGAAGCACUUCAGCUUCUGCCCGCUGGUACAUUAUUACCGUCGGGCGGGAGACUGGCGUUUUUCAAGGAUGGCAUAACGUGCAUUCCCAUGUCAUUAGUGUGCCUGGUGCUUGCUUUGGAUGGUAUUCCUCUCGUGCGAGUGCUGAUGAGGCAUAUGCACAGGCUCUUCAAGAUGGUACUGUGCAGGAGUUGCCGGUCUAA